Messenger RNA from Vombatus ursinus (common wombat), 1732 nucleotides. RefSeq names its product keratin, type I cytoskeletal 14-like. The record is from RefSeq and is a predicted model, not a curated record. The transcript has 8 exons. Lineage: Eukaryota; Metazoa; Chordata; Mammalia; Diprotodontia; Vombatidae. Gene Ontology annotation, molecular function: structural molecule activity. The coding region runs from base 102 to 1541 and encodes 479 amino acids. Gene Ontology annotation, cellular component: keratin filament.
GGGUCUCUGAGGCAGCAGCUCUCAUCCUCUCUGAGCCUCUCUGAGCACCUUCUGUGAGCUAUCUCUGUCUCUCUGAACACUCCACUCUCUCUCUUGAUACCAUGACUUCCUGCAGCAGACAGUUCACCUCUUCCAGCUCCAUGAAGGGCUCUUAUGGUCUUGGAGGGGGCUCCAGCCGUGUCUCCAUGCUCGGUGGGGGCUCCUGCAGGGCUCCUAGUGCCUAUGGGGGCUCAGGCUUUGGGGGCAUGUCAGUGACAACCUCCCGCUUCUCCUCUGGGGGAGGCUAUGGCCUGGGAGGAGGCUAUGGUGGGGGCUUCAGCAGCAGCAGCAGCUUUGGAGGGGCCCUAGGCAGUGGCUUUGGUGGAGGCUAUGGAGGUGGAGCUGGUUUUGGUGGGGGCCUGGGUGGUGGUUUUGGUGGUGGCUAUGGUGGUGGCUAUGGUGGUAUGGAUGGCCUCCUGGCUGGUGGGGAGAAGGUGACCAUGCAGAACCUCAAUGACCGCCUGGCCAGCUACCUGGACAAGGUGAGGGCCCUGGAGGAGGCCAACACUGACCUGGAGGUGAAGAUCCGGGACUGGUACCAGAGGCAGAGGCCGACUGAAGAGAGAGACUACAGCCCUUACUUCAAGACCAUUGAGGAUCUCAAGAACAAGAUCCUUGAAGCUCGUGUGGAAAACGCCAGAAUUCUCCUGCAGGUCGACAAUGCCCGCCUGGCUGCUGAUGACUUCAGGACCAAGUACGAGACUGAGCUGAACUUGCGUAUGAGUGUGGAGGCUGACAUCAAUGGCCUGCGCAGGGUGCUGGAUGAGUUGACUCUGGCCAGGGCUGACCUGGAAAUGCAGAUUGAGAACCUGAAGGAGGAGCUGGCCUACCUCAGGAAGAACCAUGAGGAGGAAAUGAAUGCUCUGAGAGGCCAAGUGGGUGGAGAUGUCAAUGUGGAGAUGGAUGCAGCACCUGGUGUGGACUUGAGCCGAACCCUGGCUGAGAUGCGAGAGCAGUAUGAGAAGAUGGCAGAAAAGAACCGCAAGGAUGCUGAGGACUGGUUCUUCAGCAAGACUGAAGAGCUGAACCGGGAAGUAGCCUCCAACAGUGAGAUGGUGCAGAGUGGGAAGAGUGAGAUCUCUGAGCUCCGACGCAGCAUUCAGAGCCUUGAGAUUGAACUGCAGUCACAGCUCAGCAUGAAAGCCUCUUUGGAGAACAGCUUGGAGGAGACCAAAGGCCGUUACUGUCUUCAGCUGUCCCAGAUCCAGGGGCUCAUCAGCAACGUUGAGGAACAGCUAGCUCAGCUCCGUUGUGAGAUGGAGCAGCAGAAUCAAGAAUACAAGAUCCUUCUGGAUGUGAAGACCCGUCUGGAGCAGGAGAUUGCCACCUACCGCCAGCUGCUGGAGGGAGAGGAUGCCCACCUUGCUUCCCAAUUUUCAUCUAACUCUCAAUCCUCCAGAGAUGUGACCUCCACUAGCCGUCAGGUGUACACCAAAGUAUUAGAUGUCCACGACGGCAAGGUGGUAUCCAGCCACGAGCAGGUCCUUCGCAGCAAGAACUGAAUUCUCCAUGCUGACCAGACCAGAGAGGCCCACAGCCUGCACUCAGACCUGCUUCAUCCCCUGCCAGACUGGGCAGUGGACAAUGGCCACCAAGUUUAAUUCACCUCCAGCUUGCUCUCCCUCAUUUCCCAAGUGCGGGGCUGCCCUCUGACUUUGGGCAAACCAAUAAAGCUUUUUUUUCUUGAUGCAAA